Messenger RNA from Pogona vitticeps (central bearded dragon), 2245 nucleotides. RefSeq names its product UDP-GlcNAc:betaGal beta-1,3-N-acetylglucosaminyltransferase 4 (gene B3GNT4). Gene Ontology annotation, molecular function: N-acetyllactosaminide beta-1,3-N-acetylglucosaminyltransferase activity. Gene Ontology annotation, cellular component: Golgi membrane. Gene Ontology annotation, biological process: poly-N-acetyllactosamine biosynthetic process; protein O-linked glycosylation. NCBI's taxonomy places the organism in Eukaryota, Metazoa, Chordata, Lepidosauria, Squamata, Agamidae. The record is from RefSeq and is a predicted model, not a curated record.
GGGAGAGUCUUGGUUUUCUGUUUGUUUUUCAAAACAUUGUAAACAUUUGGCGUUAGGGAGCCCGGAUUCAUACAAGGGCUCCUCCCAAAGAUAGACUCAACCCGGAAUCUUGCCAGUUCUCAAAAAGUGUUAAAAUAAAGCCAGCUUUUCCAGCCGAGCGGGUGCUCCCAGAGUCCACAUUCACUGUGAAUGGCUGUAGUUCCCCAGCCGCCCCCCCCCAUACCUUGCCGGUGUGAUUCUGAGCGGCGCUGUGUAGCCCAGAAAGAUCUUCCGUGGAAGCCAGCUGUGGCCCAGCUACCAGUUGUUCCAGCAAACAGAGCCGGGGUUUCCAGCCUGACCACCUGCUGCUAGAGGGGCUUCCUCCUGAGCAAUCAUGCCUGCGAUUGCACUUCCUUUCUACGCUUGGCAGGACGAUGUCCAAACUGGUGAAAGUUACACCUGCUUCGUCUCUUUGUCUUGGCUUCACUCACUGCUGGGUGGAGCCCCGGAGCUCCUUUCCCACCUUGGAAUUCUUCCCCUGAACCUACACCAGCCGUAGGCGACUGGAAGGCUGGCUGCCCUCCCCGUGAUAAACUCCCUGAAGUCAAAAGCCACUGUUUUUCCGUGGAGGUCUGACGACGACAGAUGACCAGGAAAUGGGACGAACCUUGCUGUGUGACUGUUUCGGGCACCCCUCUGACGCGUCUAAAGGUCCAGCCCCAAGCAGCUGCAGGAGGCACCUCGCCUGGUGGAUUCCUCAUCAUGACCUUUAGGUCACCUCUGGGUGGGUCUGAUCGCAUGUGGCCGAGGAGGAUUGCCAGAAAGGAGGACACCCCCAGCCCAGGGGGCAACCACCUGCCCGAGAGCAGACUCCUAGCCGCCUGGUCUUGGAACUAAAUGCCCGGCUGGGGCUCACAGGUGCUUUCUUCUCUUUUCACAUUCCCAGGGCGCUCACCUCUUCUGUAGCCGCUGAGAUGCAGCCCAGGACAAGAAGACUUUCAGUUUACAUCUUCUCGGCUUCGCUGCUAGCGUGCUUGGUGUACUUAAGGAGAGAGACCAAGUCUGGUGUGUUGUCAGCCACCAAAAAGCCACAAGGACCAAAGCAGAAAUGGACGUUCAGCGUCCCCAGACAGGUAGAACCCAGCAAAUGCUUGCCAAACCUGACGGCAGCCAACGCUUCGGCCUCCCUCCCGGAGCUCCACCGUCUUUUCUUGACCUACAAGCACUGCCGGAACUUCUCGGCGGUGUUGAAGCCCUCGGCCUGCGAGGCGGACACGUUCCUGCUGCUGGCGAUCAAGUCUGCUCCCGUGAACAUAGACCGGCGGCUGACCAUCAGGAACACCUGGGGGAAGGAGACCCUCAUCGGCGGCAAACGGGUGAGGCUGCUGUUCUUACUCGGCCACUCGGAGGUCCGGGUUCAGGAUCACUCCCUCCACCAGCUGCUGGUCUAUGAAAGUCUGGAGUUUGACGAUGUUCUCCAGUGGGAUUUUGCCGACAACUUCUUCAACCUGACCUUGAAGGAACUGCACUUCCUUCGGUGGCUGACGCAGGAUUGCCCCCAGGCCCGGUUCGUGUUGAAAGGGGACGAUGACGUCUUUGUAAAUACAUACAACAUUGUUGAGUUCUUGAAGGAUCUGGACCCCGAGAAAGACCUCUUUGUGGGCGACGUCAUCAGCAAAGCCCGGCCGAUCAGGCACACCAAAGCCAAAUACUUCAUUCCCGAAUCCAUGUACCCAGCAGCCUUCUAUCCCCUCUACGCCGGGGGUGGCGGCUACGUCAUGUCCCAGCUGACCGCGCAGAGGUUGCGGGCGGUGGCUGAGGACACGGAGUUGUUCCCGAUCGAUGAUGUCUUUGUCGGGAUGUGUUUGGCCAAAAUAGGCAUGGCUCCCAUCCACCACCCGGGGUUUAAGACCUUUGGAAUCCAGAGGCCCUUUAAUCCAUUUGAUCCCUGCCUGUAUAAAGAACUGAUGAUCAUACACAAACUGAACCCAACUGAGCUUUGGGUCAUGUGGACGCUGCUGAAAGCCGACGGCCUCAGAUGCGCCACGUCAGGAAGUUGGAAACUAUAGGGCAGCUUUUUGGAUGCCUCUCGGGUGGCGUUUUUAACGCUGACUAGACUUAGAUCGGUGUCGGUUUGAACAGACGUUAGCAAUGGCCUCAUUUGACCUUUUAUUUUGAAAAGGAGGUUCCUUUUUACAAUAGGGACAUUUUCAUUGCACCGAUUCGUUCGUUCUUUUUUAAAAUAAUAAAACAGUUGUUUACAGAA